Messenger RNA from Moneuplotes crassus, 2868 nucleotides. Lineage: Eukaryota; Ciliophora; Spirotrichea; Euplotida; Euplotidae. The record is from the annotation of a GenBank genome assembly.
UUGUAAUAAAUAUUAAUGCUCAGAAAGAUUAUUUCCUUAACAAUUGUAUGACUGUGAGCUGUGUACUCAUCAGCCGCUGUCAUUGGAGUCGAUCUCGGUGGCCAGUUCUUCAAGAGCACACUGGUGAAGCCAGGGUUCCCGUUCACCAUCGUCGAGAACACUUCUUCAAAGCGCAAGACUCCAACAGCAGUUGCAUUUACCAAAGAACAAAGAGUCUAUGGUCUUGAUGCCAUCAUGCAGAGCGGAUCCAACCCAGUAAACACGCUCUUGUUUGUCAGAGACUUGCUCGGAUUAGAGUACAACCAGCAGAACCUGGAGAUGCUCAAACACAAAUUCUACCACAACGAAUUUGUCGCAGAUGAGCGAGGAUAUAUCGCAUUCAAAGUUGAGCUGCCUGAAGCCGGAGAAGCAAAGAGCUACGUGUUUACAGUCGAAGAAGUAUUGGCAAUGAUUCUGUCACACGCCAAGUAUCUUGCAGAAGUCCAGUCUAAUGGAGCUGUCAAGAAUAUUUACUUGACUGUGCCAUCUUGGUUCUCAGUGAGCCAGAGGAGAAUGCUUAACGAUGCACUCGAAAUGGCAGGACUUGAGAGCUCAGGUAUGAUUGAAGAAAAUGUUGCUGCUUCAAUUGCUUACGGAGUCAGCAGACUCGACGAGAACUCAACACACACCGUCCUGUUUCUGAACCUCGGAAGCUCAGACUUCGAAGCCACUGUAGUCGACUUCUUUGCAAGAGCCGAAAAUGUCACUGAUAGAAGAGGCAACAUCAAGAAAGGUGAAGUAGUCGAGAAUGUCGAAGUUCGGUCUCAGUCACACUCAGAACAAGUCAGUGGACGAGCCUUUGACAUUGAGAUCCUGAACAUCCUGGCUGAUCACUUCAACCAAAUGGAGUCAAGACAAGGCAAACAAGACAUCAGAGAAAUGCCCAGAGUAGUCAACAGGCUGUUCAAAGAAAUUCCCAAAAUCAAAGAAACGCUGUCUGCAAACAAAGAAAAGAUAGUGAACAUCCAAGAAGUAGCCGACUACGAGAACCUCAAGAUGACCAUCACUCGGGCCCAGUUCGAACAGAGCAUUUCGAAGUAUCUGGAGGCCCUGCGGACAGCUAUUUCUCAAGCCAUCGACAAAGCCGGGGUUGCUCUUGAACACAUUGACGCUGUCGAAAUCAUUGGAGGGGCACUCCGAGUUCCAAAAGUCAAGGAAGUACUUCAAGAACAAAUCGGAGACAUCGAACUUGGGUCACAUCUGAACGGAGAUGAAGCCAUGAGCUUUGGAGCUGCAUUUAUCGGCGCCAACUCAUCGUCGAGUUUCAAAGCCAGAAAGAUAUUUUUGCACCCGCUGUUCGAGAAUGACAUUUUUGUGAACUUCACAUCGAUAGACUGAGACCCUGAGGAAGAAGAGUGAGUCCACAAGCGCUUCUUGCUGUACAACGGAACUGGAAGUCCAAAGAAGAAGUUUGCAGUGAGCACUUUGCAUGACAUGCUUGUGGAGUUUUACACUGAAGAGGAAGGAGUAUUGCACAGAGUCACUCUGAACGGAGUCCCAGAUAUUCUAGAAUCUGAAGAAUAUACCAAGAAUGGUACAACCCCAAAAGUAUAUUUGGAAGCUCAAUAUCACGAAAAUGGUUAUGUAUCUGUCACUAAGGCCUAUGCAAAGGUAAUUCAAUCUUACAUGAGAGAAGUGGAGAAAAGAGUAUUAAUACCAACGAAUACUACUGAGAGCGCAUCUGAUAACAGCACUGAUACUUCUUCAAAUAAUUCAAAUAUUAAUGAAAAUAAUGAAACUUCAGAAGAAGAAAAAUCUCCAGAAGAGAAUGAAACAGAAACUCCCACUGAAGAGCCUACAAAAGAAGCCACAGAAGAAGACAAAGAAGAGGAUACAGAAGCAGGAGAUAGUGAAGAUGAUGAUUACGAAAAGGAAGAUUCCGACGAUGACAGCGAGGAAACUACUAAAAAGGAUACUCCAAAGCCUCCUCAAUAUAUGACAGUAAUUGAACACGUGGUUAAAAACAAAACACAUUCUAAGAUAAUUACUUUUGAGGAAGAAUUUAUUGGUCUCCAACCAAUGACUUCAGAGAUGAAGAUCAAUGCUAUAGCUCAGAUGGCUGACUUAAAUAGAAGGGAUAAGCUAAUUCUAGAUACUAUGGAAGCAAAGAACGAGUAUGAAGCUUUGAUCUACUCAACAAGAGAUUGGAUUUCAGAUGAAGAUAAUCAAGUCUACUCUCUUCCAGAAAUUACUGAAGAACUUCAAAAGAAUCUAACUGAGGGAGAAGAUUGGCUUUAUGAAGAUGGAUAUGAUGAAACUUACCAAGUGUAUAAGGACAGAAUUAAUGAGCUCAACUCAACUAUUUCUAAAAUGAAGUAUAGACAAACAGAACAUCUCUUGAGAGAAGACAUUCUUGAUGAUACAAAAGAACUUAUUAAGAACUUUACAGCACAAAUUGACUUCUUUGCAAAGCAAUUGCCUUGGAUUGAAAAAUCCAAAAUUCAAAAAUUAAGAGAUCUAGCAGCAAAUGCAACAGAAUGGUUUAACGAUGCUCUUGAGAAACAAGAAGGACUUGAGCUCCACGAAGACCCUGUUUUAACUUCUGAGGGAUUAAGGAAUAAAGUAGUCUAUGUUAGUUAUGCAAUGGAACAACUGAGCAGAACUCCUAAACCAAAAGGUUGGGACAAAAAGGUAGAAGCAGCAAAGAAUGCCACUAUGUCCGAAAAUAAUUCUACAGAGACUUACAAUAAUACCACGGAUACAGAAUCAAGUGAGAAAGCAAGUGAUGAUUCUGAAGAUAGUUCUUCUACUGAUGAGCCUUCGAAUGAGCAAAAUGAAGAAGAUAACCAGACUAAUGAGGAGACUGAAGAAGUGAAUGACGAUUUGUAA